Messenger RNA from Botrytis byssoidea, 1602 nucleotides. RefSeq lists its product as uncharacterized. Gene Ontology annotation, molecular function: RNA polymerase II general transcription initiation factor activity. Lineage: Eukaryota; Fungi; Ascomycota; Leotiomycetes; Helotiales; Sclerotiniaceae. The transcript has a single exon. The record is from RefSeq and is a predicted model, not a curated record. Gene Ontology annotation, cellular component: transcription factor TFIID complex. The coding region runs from base 1 to 1602 and encodes 533 amino acids. Gene Ontology annotation, biological process: transcription initiation at RNA polymerase II promoter; RNA polymerase II preinitiation complex assembly.
AUGAGCGGCCCAUUAAAGCUAAAGUUGAGUCUCAAGACAAAUGGAGGAAUGAAUGCAUCGCCGGGACCUUCUACACCUAACACACCAUCAGUUUCCACACCUGGCGGAUCCAAACCAAAAAUAAAGAUCAGCAGUAAACCUGCGGGAUCACCCCCUCUUCCAUCUGCGUCUAGCUCAUCGCAACCAAAGCCUACAAAAGCAGGUCGAGCACCUAAACCCACACAAAAGCUCGCAGAUUCGCGCAAGAGAGUUAAGAAAGAAGACGAUAGUGGCGAUGAAACCAUCUCUGUUAUACCAAGGAAACCGAACCUUCACGAUGAACCUGCGAAGAAGAAAGUCAAGAUUAGUAUCAAGCCAAAAACGCCUUCUAUGGCUGGUAUUAAUCAUGGACUUCCAAAGACACCAGUUAUGAUGAAGGCUAAAAUCAAGGGCAAACCACCGAAAAGACCUCUUGGAGAAGGCUAUGACUCUGAAGCCAGCGAUACGGAGAAAGACCCUUCCAUCGAAGAAGCGUUUAUCUUUCGAAUGAUUCCCGGUGACGAUUGUGACUACCUACGAACAUGCAUCGCCGAGAAAAAAAUGGGUGUCAAUCCAAAAGUCGGAGGUGCAGAUGUGCAAAUGAAAUUCUUUCAUGCCGAAGGUAGACGAGCUGCUGUUAUUAUCCGUGGAAACGUCUAUGCUGCUACUCUUGUCGACUUGCCAUGCAUCGUUGAAGGAAUGAAGAGUUGGGAUAAAAGAGGAUGGUAUAAAAGUGCGGAUAUAUGUCAAAUGCUUUGGAUUUAUCAAAGGGUCGAGGAUGAAGAUGAGGCCAAAACAGCUCCCUUGCCCUCAAUUAUCGAUCCACAGACUUUUCAAUAUCCACAUGGUCUCACUGCUCCAAUGCAUUUGGCACGAAAACGGCGUUUUAGGAAACGUAUUAGUAGAACUGCGAUCGAGGCUGUAGAGGAAGCUGUUGAGAAACUUCUUGAAGAUGACAAAAAGGCUGUAUCUUCAGAAUACAAAGUUAUUUCCCCAGAAAGAGAACAAAGUAGUCAAGUGUUCAGUCCAGGAAGUUAUGGUGAUGAAGGAGAAGAUCAAUAUUCCGAAGAUGAAGAUGCUGAAGGAGAAGCCGAUGAUGGUGGUUACUUCUCUCAAAUUAAUAACGGCGAUGGUGCCGUGUCUGGGGAUGAAAUGGGCGGGGAUCUCGAAGCUGAUCUCGCAGCAGAGAUGGAAGCCGAAUUGGAAGCAGGGGCAGGCUUUGAAGAUAUUGCUGCUACUCCCAUGUCUAUGUCAGGUGUCGCAGCCACUCCUAUGCUACUAGGCGAGACCCCAGCUCCCAACGAAGAAGAUGAUAGCGGUGAUGAAUCAAUUGAAGAUGGGGAAAGUGGAGAUGAAGGAAGCGAAGCGGAUGAUGUUGAUGACGAUGAAAAAGCACGCCUGGCCCAGCUUCAAGAAGCCAAAGAAGAUAUCGUGGAUUUGGAGAAACAGAUUGAAGGCCUCCAAGCACAAUUGGCAGCUCAGAACAAUCCAAUUCUACGCAGGAGAAUCGAAGAUAAAUCCAGAAAGCUUAAGGCUGAGUUGGAGAUCAAGAAAUCUUCGAUUGGGGAGGCAGAGGAUGAUUAG